Messenger RNA from Didymodactylos carnosus, 1628 nucleotides. NCBI's taxonomy places the organism in Eukaryota, Metazoa, Rotifera, Eurotatoria, Philodinida, Philodinidae. The record is from the annotation of a GenBank genome assembly.
AUGCAUGAACGAAACCGUCAAGUGUUCAUCCAUGAAUUGUUCCAUAUAUGGAGUAAGCAGGAUAUCAACAUGGAGAUUCGUGAUGAAUUAUAUGCCAGUAUUGGUUAUUAUCGAAUACCGACCGAAAGCCAAGUCGAAUUUCCCGCAAGUCUUUCGGAGAUAAAGAUCACAAAUCCAGAUGCACCAUUGGUAAUGAAAUACUUUAUUAAUUUGACAAAGCGGGAAGAUACCAGUGACAAAACAUAUAAGUGCACGCCAAUCUUACACGCCUCUCGCCCUUUUGAUCCAGCAUUUUUCACCAAUAUGUUUCGUUAUUUCGUCGCAACUACAUUAAUCUUAGAUGAUGAUACAUAUGAACCAUUACAACCAUUAGAAUAUCUACCCUAUGAUCAAACGAAAGAUUUUCUUGAUCAGAUUGGAGAGAAUACGCAUUAUAUUAUACAUCCGGAGGAAAUUCUGGCAGAAAAUUUUGUUCUAUGGAUGAUUUCAUCCCAAGAUCCGGAUCAAUUGAAAACUCCAGCAAUCGUGCAAAGGAUGAACGAUAUCAUUGCUAGGGCUGCUACAUCAAUACCAUCUAAUAACGGUAACAUCCUCUAAUAAGAACAAGCAACGUUCGUCCAGGGACUCGCUGAGCUCUUUCUCGUAGAAAUCAUUUUUCUGAACUACCACCAAAUUAUUUGUGUAGUGGGUGAAUCCACGGGAAGCGUAUCAUCUUUGUGGAAAGUACUUUUUUUAGUGAUCCCAGCCCGCGAGCCGGUGUAGAAAAUCUAAGAGGGAAAGCACAGAAUCCUGGAAUCCCACGGAAUCUCACGGAAUCCAAUGGAAUCCAAAGGCAUCCAAUGGAAUCCAAUGGAAUCUAGUGGAACCAUAUAUGAGCAGAUUUUGUUUUACAUUUACUUAUACGUGGUUGGAUAGAGGUCAUCGACAUGAUUAUAAAAAAGUGGUUCUUAAUUUUUCCAACUAUACUUUUAAUGGAGAAAGUUUUAAAAUAUUUAAAUAACCUAUAAUCGUCAAAAAAGGCUAAAUUUUCGAAAAUACGUUAAAUCUUUGUUUUGACGUUCUUUUCAAAUGGUUUUUCAGAUUCAGCAUAAGAAACUGGGUAUAGGAAACUAUGUUUGCGAAUUACUGACUAAAAAAGUUCAUCGCAUUUUCUUCAGCGGCGACACAGAGGCCAAAAUACUCGUAGUGUAUUUCGUAUAUGUAUCGUACAUUAAUAUAUUUGAAUAUGACAAUGUAAGUCAUCCAUGAAGACGUUCUGCACUCUGGGAAUACUGUACAUUUUCCAGUAGAACAUGUAGACAUGUCAGUUAUUUUUCAAAUCACCUUUUCAUCACUAAUAUGAUCCAUUCAAUAGUUCCACUUUCCCGGAAAAAGGAGAAUUGAUAAAAAAAUAUUUUCUGUAAAAUAAAAUAAAAGAACUCAGGGAGACAACCGGCAGAACAUUUUUUCUACUGUGCCGAAGGAGUCAUACUUAACUUCAUACGUUGGCUCUCCAAAAAAAGAAGUGCUAUGAUCAUUUUUUUCAAUGACUUCAUAUGAAAACUAGAUGCAAAAUAUUCGCACUGUUUUAGAGAAAAUUAAUGAAUAGGUAACUCUUAGAAUAUUUAAAAACUGCUAUCAGCAAACUU